AUGCCGUUGCCAUUUACGACACCGCCCAUUGAUGAAGUAGAGGAGCAGACGAGUAACAAAGCCCUCACAGCUCCUGUUAGUCGAUCCAAAAGAGCUGCCUCUGCAGUAUUCCAUAAGGAUGAUUAUGUUUCUGAGCUUGUUGGGGUUCCGGAAUCUCCCAGGGGUCCGGAGUGGACAAUACGUCCCGUACGCCCCCGGGCAGCUACGGAGAAUUGUAUGGUUGUGACCACCCGGAUCAUCCCUAAUGUGGGGAUAAUGCCUGUUAAAUUGGGGGAAAUGGCUAGUUCCGGCGGAGGCGAAAAUAACGGUUGUGAUCAGAGGAUGACUUCCGACAUCUGUAAAACUCAAUGGGAGAAAUUAGGAUCUUGGUUUAUUGGACCGUCAGCUGAAAACAUAGAUGAAUUCUGCGGUCUUGCGAUAGAAGCAAUUCGACAAAAUGCCAAACCCAAAAGUUAUUUCCAGGAGGAUAGUCUGUAUAUCACGUCCGAAGUGAAAGCAUCACCAAAUUACAAAAAGGAGAUGUCUAAGCUUGAAACAGAAUUAAAAUCGCUGAACGAUACACUGUCGGAGUCAGUUCCAUUCGCGAAUGUCAGAUAUCAGGGCCAUAUGUUGGCUGAUACGGUAACAGCAGCAAGAUUGGGAUUUCUAGCCGCAUGGAUGACCAAUGCGAACAAUGCGGGCAAAGAGGGUGGUCCAGUUACAACACAACUUGAAAUAGAGGUCGGAAAACAGUUGUGUGACUUGCUUGGCUUUGAUAGGAGAAGCAAUCCACGGGGGUACAUUACCAAUGGUGGAUCAUCUUCCAAUAUCGAAGCUUUAUGGGCAUCUAGAAAUGUAAAGUUCUUCCCUUUGGCAGUCCAAAAAGCUAUUCGGGAAGAACCAACUUUAGCAGAUAUAAAGGAUCUAAGGGUGUAUAUUCCCAGACUGGAUAGAAAACAGAAGUUGAUAUCCUCCUCUACAUGGGAUCUUCUGAAUCUUAACCUUGAUGACAUCAUAUCUUUACCACAAGAAAUUAGUCAAUUGAUCAAAGACGACAACAUUGAUUUCAGAAAAGUUAUCCACAAGUACUCUAUCGAGCACAACGGAUUUGUCGAAUUUUAUCGAAUGCACGGGUUGACAAUCGAACCAGUGGUUAUGACUUCCGCUGCCAAACACUUUACCUGGGAGAAGGCUGCAACCAUUUUGGGGAUCGGAGGACGCAAUUUAAUAUGUGUCCCUUUCGAUCAUUCUGCAAGGACAGAUGUUGUGGCAUUGCGCAGACUUCUUGACGGAUGUCUAUUGAAAAAAGUCCCGGUUAUUGCCAUUGUUUGUAACAUCGGUACAACAGAGCAUGGAGCUGUGGAUUCAAUUGAAGAUAUUCUUCACUUGAGAGCAGAGUAUAGGACCAAGGGCCUCAGUUUCUUCCUGCUUGUUGAUGGAGCCUGGGGUGGUUAUUAUACGACCAUGAUAAGAAAGCCUGAGGAGAAAGACAAGUUGUUGCCAGCCUUUCCUCUGAGUGACUACGUGAGAAAACAAUUGUCUUGCUUAAAGGAUGUAGACACAGUAACCAUUGAUCCACACAAAGCGGGAUAUUGUCCCUAUCCGGCAGGAUUUCUGUGCUAUAGGAAUGGACAAAUGAAGUCUUUUCUGGCCUUUUCCACUGAUAUGCUGAACAGUACUGGUUACGUAACUGUCAAUUGUUUAGGACUGGAGACAUCAAAACCAGGAGCAGCGGCGGCAGGAGUGUACCUAGCACACAAGGUGAUCGGUCUACACAGUUCUGGCUAUGGACGAAUCCUUGGACAGUCAAUCCUUGGAGCCAAACUGUUCUACUGCGCAUGGCUAACAGCAGCCAAACCUGAUGACGAGUUUGUCUGCGUUCCUUUGGUUCCGAUCCCUGAAGCGUAUGAUGAGGAAUCCACGAUGCAAUUUAUCCGUGAAAAAAUUCUACUUUCAUCUUAUGAGGAAAUUGUACUGGAUACUGAGGUGAUGGAUUUCCUUUCGGAGAUAGGUCCUGAUUUGCCAAUCAAUGCCUUCGCCGUUAAUGUCAAGAACAACACGUGUGUCGUCAAAUGUAACCGUCUAAAUAUGACCGUAUUCAACAGACUGUCACACACAGAUCCCAAACAAAGAAGUGUUUGUGAUGUACCGAUGUUCCUGACAAAAUCAAGUCUUUCCCAAAAAGAAUGUGGCAUUAUGCUAGAAAACAUCAAGGAACAUCUUGGGGUAUCAAAAGAAUCAGGUGACGAACUUGUCUUCCUAAAGAACACGGUUAUGAACCCCUGGACGGCGGCUGACCAGGCAAUUCAGAUGCUGGUGCGGCAUUUCCGACAAGUGGUCACUCAAUGCAUCGCAGAGAUUGAGCAACCUGAGUGA
Ylistrum balloti is the source of this 2355-nucleotide messenger RNA. Its product is annotated as L-tyrosine decarboxylase-like. Gene Ontology annotation, molecular function: carbon-carbon lyase activity; pyridoxal phosphate binding. Gene Ontology annotation, biological process: carboxylic acid metabolic process. The transcript has 13 exons. The record is from RefSeq and is a predicted model, not a curated record. Lineage: Eukaryota; Metazoa; Mollusca; Bivalvia; Pectinida; Pectinidae. Bases 1 to 2355 code for a protein of 784 amino acids.